UUUCUGCGAGGAUUCCAUCAGACGUUCCGAGCCUUGCAGUUCCUCGUGUCAUAACUAAAUCUAAACACUGAACGGGGAUACAGAAGGCAGCGGGACUGAGGAGCUUUCACCCGGAGUGCAACGGGUGCGCCGGGGGAGGGCGCGCGUGAGCCGUGGAAGGUGUUUGUCAGUAAUUUUGUCAAAGUCCCUGUCAGGGAUGUCUAGCGAGGAGAGCUACCUGGCGAUACUGCGAUACCUGACCAAUGAGCGGGAGCCUUAUGCCCCGGGCACAGAGGGGAACGCUAAGCGGAAGAUCCGCAAGGCAGCGGCUUGCUAUGUUGUGAGGGCGGGAACUCUUUACUACCAGCGCAAGCUCAGGGAUAAGGAGGGCUUCACCGAGCUGGAAGUCGUGUUGCAACUUGAGCGCAGAAAAAGGCUCAUAGAGGCGGCGCACGUCGGCACUGGAGGGGAGCACUUAACCCGGCAUCAAACAUGGCACGUCCUGUCACAGAGCUACUGGUGGAGAGGUAUUUUAAAACAUAUGAAAGAUUACAUCAAAGACUGCAGCAAAUGCCAAGAACGGACGGACCGAUCUCGACCUUCUAAUGAUGCCUCUGAAAUGUUAGAAGAACCCGGGUUAGAUGUCCGAUCUGACACUAAUGAGACAGAUGAUGAGAGUAGCAAUCCAGCAUCCAAUACAAGCCACACUCCAAAACCUUCAAGAAAGAAACCAACUACAAAACAUGAACUUGUGUUUGUUGAUAGUAAAGGCAUUGUUAAACAGGCAUCUUCUAAACAUGGACAGACAAUCUUGGACCAGUUAAACCAGCAACGACUAAAUAAUCAGUUCUGUGACGUAACACUUCUUAUUGAAGGACAAGAAUUUAAAGCCCACAAAGCUGUCUUGGCAGCCAGCAGUGAAUACUUUAGGGAACUCUUCAUUGAAAAAGGAGCUGUUUCGAGCCAUGAAGCUUUUGUUGAUCUUUCAGGGUUCUGCAAGUCCAGUUUCCUUCCACUGCUCGAGUUUGCAUACACAUCAGAACUUAUUUUUGACUUCUGUAGCAUGGCUGAAAUUUCUAUGCUGGCUCGGCAUCUCUUUAUGAAUGAAGUGCUAGAAAUAUGUGAAUCUGUUCAUAGACAAAUGGAGACGAAUCAAAUCAACUUGUGCCAAAAAGUCGAUGUAGUAUCGGAAAACAGUUUGUUGGAUGCCAGUGUCGUGAAACUACAAGCAGUAGGGAAUAAUGCACCACCAUUAUUGGCUGAGGUGAUAAAUAGCCAAAAAACCUCUCUUUCAAAUAAUGAGAAUUUGGAAUGUGAGACUGUAGCAACUGAGACAGUUACAAAUUCUACCGAUGUUGCAGUAUCCCAGUUAUCUGAGGUUCCCACAGUGCAACUUGUCACUGGCCCUGAAGUUCACAUCAGCUCAUUGACUGGAACAGCAGCAAUAUACCUUUCAGACGUGUCCUCGGAGCUUCAACCUGCUGUCAUCAUUCCUGCAGUAAUAGAUGCAUCAAAUGUUCAGCAUCAGCAAAUAUUAGGUGAUGCUCCAGAGGACAGUACACCUGCUGAUCACAUGGAAUCUCAGCAACCUACUGGCGAUAACAACAUUGAUGCAUCUGAUAAAGUGCAGUCAGUCAUGUUCACUACCAGUGAAAAAAAGCUUUGUGCAGAGGAACCACAGCCAAAAGAUGUCAGUUUGAAAGAAAUCACAAAUUCAAACACAAAUGGAGAUCCACAAAUUAGUGUGGCUGUUGCUGAAGAAUCUUCUGCCUCCGUCAUUGAUCUAGAGACAACUUGUGCUGAAGAUGUGGUUAUUGGAAAUACAGACCCAGAACCAAAAGUAAAGAUUGGUGAAGACCCUAAAAGGAAACGUGGUAGACCUCAUAAAUCACCAGAAGACAUAGAGAACAGCAGUAAAAAAACUAGACAGAUACUGCAAUCUGGUGAGAAGUGCACAUACAAAGGAAAAUUGCGAGAUUGCUUAGUUGGAAAAGGUGGAUAUAUUAGGCUGCACCAAGGUCAAGGGAAGACACUUAAGAAAAGAAAGACAAAUCCUAAAUCUGCAGUUCAGCAGGCUGCAAUGAAACUGCUUCAAAGAGGAAAGAAAAAGAGAUUAGUGGCGCCAAAAAAACAAAUUGCAGAAGCGCAGUUCAAGUGUGAUGAUUGUGGAUUGAUGUUUGAACGCCGAUAUGCACUGAUUAUGCAUAGUGUGAAACAUGAAAAGUCAAAAGAAUUCAAAUGCCCGCUAUGUACAAAGGAGUUCCAGUACAGAGCAUCAUUACGUGCGCAUCUAAUCAGACACUCCAAAACAGGCAAAUCCGAAGUCAAUGUUGUUGAAACUGAAGGGGAUACAGUAAAGGGUGGAACAAAAAGGCAGUUUAUUUGUGGUAUUUGUGGAAGAACACUCCCUAAGCUAUAUUCUCUGAGAAUACACAUGUUGAAGCAUACUGGAGUGAAGCCACAUGCAUGUGAGAUCUGUGGGAAAGCCUUUACUCACAAGCAUGGUUUAAAAAUGCACCAAGCCUUGCAUGAAUCUCAUAAACAGUUCAAAUGUGAUAUGUGUGACAAGUCUUUUGUGACCAACCGCAGUCUUCAGGAACAUGUGAGCACUCACACAGGAGAAUCAAAGUACCUUUGCUCUGUAUGUGGAAAGCCUUUCCACCGGGCAUCUGGACUAAGUAAACACCUAAAGAAACACAAACCAAAAGUUGAGACUCGUGGAUAUCAUUGUACACAAUGUGAGAAAAGUUUCUUUGAAUUACGGGAUCUCCAACAACAUAUGAACAAGCACCUUGGUGUGAAACCAUUUGAGUGUGAGUAUUGUGGAAAAAGCUAUAGCUGGAAAAAAGACUGGUACUCCCAUGUGAAAUCGCAUUCUGUAAAAGAACCCUACAGGUGCAGUGUAUGUGGAAAAGAGUUCUAUGAGAAAGCGCUUUACAGACGACAUGUUAACAAGGCGACCCAUGGCAAGAAAGGGAGGACAAAGCUAAAUUUUGAAAAAACGUGUGAGCACUGUGGCAAAGUAUUCACUCAAUUUAGAGAAUACAGGAGACAUGUAAACAAUCAUGAAGGAGUAAAACCAUUUGAAUGCCUUACAUGUGGUGUAGCUUGGGCUGAUGCUCGUUCCCUAAAACGCCAUGUAAGGACACACACUGGUGAACGACCGUAUGUGUGCCCUGUGUGUAAUGACGGCUACAUCGAUGCUCGUACAUUACGCAAGCAUAUGACUAAAACCCAUAAGGACUAUGUACCUGGUAAAAUAAUGCUGGAGAAGGACAGUCUUCAGUUCCAUAAUCAAGGAACCCAAGUUGAGCAUGCAGUAAGCAUAUUGUCUGCUGAGCUGGAUGAGCCACAAGCAGAAAUUGUUACUGAAGAGAUUGAGACAGUUAUGGUUGCUGAAGAAGCAAUGGCACAGCCACCUAUCUGCACAGCUGUUUCAUCACUUUCUGACCAAAGCAUCAUGCAAGUAGUAAAUUAUGUUCUUUCCCAGCAACAGGGACAACCAAUUACUGAUGUGGCUGAGGAGUUAGAGACUGUUGAAGUGGAAGUUGGUCAAAUAUCAGAAGUGGUAUGACCACAGAUGUGUUACUUUCAAAUGUUUGAACUUUGGCACUUACCCAGGACUUUAAGCUGUAAUGCACAGUGAUGCACCAGCACUAAACUAAACUCAUUGACAUCAACAUCAUAAAUGUUUCUAGAAGUUGGCUUUUUAAUUGCUUGUGUUAACAGAAAACAUCAAAAGUGGUUCUUCUUCUAAGGUCUUCAUCUGUAAAAAUGUUAAUUUCUUCUGAAUGGUCGACUUUUUCUAAAAAGUGGAAUUAAACCGACAUUUCCUUUCAAUGUAGUUAAAGAUAUGUGUUCAAAUGAUGUUGCUUAAAAAUGUCUUGUUUUCCACUGACUGGGUCACCUCGUGCAAGCAAAUUGAUUGCAUUCAUGCUCAUGUUAUAAA
Xenopus laevis (African clawed frog) is the source of this 3928-nucleotide messenger RNA. It is a transcript of the gene zbtb11.S, whose product is annotated as zinc finger and BTB domain containing 11 S homeolog. The transcript has 11 exons. The record is from RefSeq and is a predicted model, not a curated record. Gene Ontology annotation, biological process: regulation of gene expression; regulation of transcription by RNA polymerase II. Bases 197 to 3553 code for a protein of 1118 amino acids. Lineage: Eukaryota; Metazoa; Chordata; Amphibia; Anura; Pipidae. Gene Ontology annotation, cellular component: nucleus.